Molecule: messenger RNA, 13577 nt
Organism: Podarcis lilfordi (Lilford's wall lizard)
Lineage: Eukaryota; Metazoa; Chordata; Lepidosauria; Squamata; Lacertidae
Source: the annotation of a GenBank genome assembly
AUGCUCGGCUUCGUGGGGUCCGUGCUGGCGCUGUUCGCAUCUGUCCCCCUCCUGGUAUUUGUGGUUGCUCCUAUCUUCAGGUCUGUGAUUGGUGGGCUUAGACUUGCAGCCUUUUCAGCUCCUGCCUCUGCAACAACCUCCUUGUGCUAAACGAGCUUCGACGUGAUGAGGUUAUAUGGCAGAUUUCAAAACUAAAAAUCUCCUUUUGACACCGGUUUAGCUGUUAAAUAUUUCUGUCUUAACACCUGUUUCUUCCUUCACUUACUGUUUUGGCUGUUUUCCCCUACUUUUCGAAAUUUGUCUGUUUUUCACCUAAUCCAUUCAUUUCUUAAAUGCUUUUGUCAUAAACUCCUGUCUUUCCAUUCCCCUGUUGGCUAUUCAGUUUAUUUUCUUAUUUUUGUAUUUCUCUGGUUUUCCUUUAUCUUAGCCUUUAAAUAUGCUUUUUCCGGGGUGAGAUGGGACACAACUGCAGCAAAUAACUUGAUUUUAUGAAAUUCAAGAAGCAGGGUGGGAAGGUGGAAACGUGGCUACCAUGUUCUAACUAAAGUUAAAGUUCAGCAGAUAAGGGACAGGUGGAAAUUAAGUGAAUGCAGAUCUUCCCAUCUCUGAGGUUUACUGACAGGAAAAACUGCUGUAAUUUUAAAAUGUAUUGUGGAGAGGAUUCCUAGUCACAUCCUAAAGUACAAAUGAAAGAGACAGGGUAUCUUUGGGCACUACUUUAUAUAAUUCCCUGAACCAGUUAACUGAUUAGGAGGCUGUCAAAGGUCUUGGAAUAAAAUGAUCCUGUCUUUGUACUUUCCUUGGGUAACUGUUCCUACCCAUUGUGUAAGAUUCCCACAAUCUUCUGUUAGAAAGUUUUUACAAUAAAAGUUUUAAAGAUCCAUGUGGGGGAGGGUCUAAGAACUCAAGGGAUAAAAACCGAAUAAAACUGGAAAAACACUGCUAAUACUAAUUCUACCUUAUAAUAGUAAUAAUAAUUUUAUUAUUUCUAUGUCGCCCAUCUAACUGGGUUGCCCCAGCAACUCUGGGUGGCUCCCAACAGAAUAUUAAAAACAAUAAAACAUCAAACAUUACCCGAGAAUGUUCUAAAACCAACUUAAUUUACCUUUCACUUAGUUGUCUGUUAUGUUUGCGUAGUGUGUGUGUGAAUGUUCUAACACUGUAAAAAAACAAGGACAUAGCUUUCUGGUAGCUGAUAAUAAGGUUUUCUUUGAUCAGGGGAGCCAAUGGGGGGCCGCGGAGGAAGAAAUGGGUUUUCAGCUCAUGCUGAAAGGUGAACUGUGUUGCACCAGGGAAGAACAUUCCACAGCUGUGUGAUAUUUUAUGUUAUGGUGAUAUAGAAAUGCUUUUUAGAAAUAGAAAAUCUGGACUUCCACUGUGAAAGCCAAAGCAGCUUGGACAUUACUCAGUGACUAGAAGGAGUCACCCAGCAGAUCUUAACUGCUGGGCAGAAGAAUACCAAAAGAGGUGCUCCUUCAAAUAACUGAGUCAUAAUUUCAGGGCUCUGUACAUAAGUACUAAAACUUUGAAUUUGCACAGUAGCAUAUAGGCAGCCAGAACAAACUCUUCAGAACCAGUGUUCUAUGAUUCCAAGCAGCUUUAUCCAAACAUUCUGUUCUCUGGCAGUUGCAACUGAUGUAAAAUACAAUCUAAGCUGGAGGCUAACCGAGGUAGGCUGUCACUGUGGCCAGGCUGUCACUGUCCAGGCACAGCUGUAGCUGGCAAACUACCUGAAGCUGGAAAUAGGUGCUCUGUGCCGUUGAUGCUACUUGGGCCUCCAGUGGUAACAUCUGGAUCAAAGAGUACUCCUAAGCUCAUGGGGAGUGUGACCCAGUUCAGAACUGGUCUCUUACAAGGCACUAGAACCACCAGCCCACAGCAUCUCUGUCUUGUUAGGAUUCAGCUUCAGUCAAGAAUCUCGAGGCAAGAAUUGGUAUAAACUUGUUGAACCAAUUCUUGCUUCAAUGUGAUAACUGUGAAGAUUAAAAAUCUCUUUAUAAACAACGAAGAACAAAACCUACCAGGUAUUGGUUGGGCCGUAUUGGUUCCAUGCAACACUGAAUAUGAUGCUAUAUUAGUUCCCAUCCCAUUGGCUGAGUUUUCUGAGUAGAUGUUAUAAAAAGAAGCCUUAUUCACCAGAUGCUCCCCAGCAGCUUUUGUUAAGAAAAUUUCUCCUUAUGGCUUCUUCCUUGAAUAACUCCAGUUCAGUAUAGGCUGGCAUUACUGACUAAUUGCCCCAUAAUUAUUUGGUUUCUGUUCCCAGUAUGUGUAUGUUUUGGGUGUGGGGGGGCAGGGGUCCUAUUAGCUUUUAAAUUAAUUCCAUCCCCCCCCAUAGUGUGAAAUAGCACUAUUUUGUAAUUAAACAAUUAUAGGAAGCAAGUAAUGGAAGCCCCACACUUAACCACUGUGAGGAACAGGAUCCAAUUAAUUGUGUAGAGACAAAGGGGCAAUUUAUCAGUAAUGCCAAGAAGGGAUGGAGGUAAUAAUGCCACACAAAAGCAAGAUGGCAGACCUGUCCCCCUUCACAGUAUCCUAGUGGCAUGGUAUGAUGUGAUCUCAUAGAAUCAUAGAGUUGGAAUAGACCACAAGGGCCAUCGAGUCCAACCCCCUGCCAAGCAGGAAACACCAUCAGAGCAUGUCAGGGAACUGCCAUCAGUGACGGAGGGAGAGAGCAAGCUCCAGAGGGAUCCCAGAGAGCGUCCCGGGAUUGAGAGAGGCAGCCCAUCUUCUGGGGAAGGGAAUCAGCGUAGCUCCAGUGGAGAAGGGGGGCAGAUGGGGGAAUCAGUGAGGCGGUCACAUGACUCCUUGCUGGGGACCAGCGGGGAGAGGAAGGGUCCUCCGCUGCCUACGCCCUCCUUGCGCAGAAGGCUUCGGUGCAGGGAGAGUAGGAGGAGACUGGGCGUCAAAGAGCUUCUUUGCUGGAAAAAGUUUAAGAAACGCCCACUGACGGAUUCUGCCAGCGAUUGAGACAGCCACGGGUGAGUGGCUGUCCGGACAGGAAAGGUUCACUCAGGCAACCCAGCCAGGUGUUGGCACAGGCUUACGCAUGAGCAACCCCUAGAACCAUUACAGAGCACUCCUGACAUAUGGUUGUCAAGCCUCUGCUUAAAGACCUCCAAAGAAGGAGACUCCACCACACUCCUUGGCAGCAAAUUCCAUUGUCGAACAGCUCUUAUUGUCAGGAAGUUCUUCCUAAUGUUUAGGUGGAGUCUUCUUUCUUGUAGUUUGGAUCCAUUGCUCCGUGUCCGCUUCUCUGGAGAUUUCACAUCUCUAAAUGGAAUAUCACAACUAUCUAAGUGAGGCUGAUAAAGUGGGUCUUUCCACCCAACUGAUACCUUCUCAAGGUGGCUAUGGUAUGCUUACAUGGCUCCUGAUGGUGUGGGAUUGUGUCCCAGAGAAGUGAGUUCCAUGUGGCUGUGUAUGUGUGUGUGUUUAGGGUUGCUAAUGUAUAUUGGUCACACACAAGUUAGAAAAAUAAGCGACAGUCCCUCUCCCCGUCAUCAACAGUUAAAGUGUGGCCUGUAGGUGCAAUCAGAAAAGUCUGAUUAGAAAACGGGCCAUUCAAAGCAAAUCUGGAGAGAAAUUGUGAAGAGUGUUUUCUUUACGUCUGCAUAUGAGGGAAGGGUCUGUCAUUCCAAUAGGCACCUGCAGAGCUGUCUAGUAAGCAAUUAUCUUCUUUCUACUUCUGGGCCUUUCUACUUGAGAUAUAAAGGUUGUGGUCUUGCUUCACCUUUUUGUUGUUGUUGUUUUAGAAUGAUGGAGGUGAACUUUUCUCAGAGUCAUUUUCAUAGCGUAGACUUGACUGUGCAUAUUUAACAUGUAAACAAAGUAGCAGUUUGCCACAUUCAUUGAAUCUGUGAUUGACUGAUGUGUCCUUAUUUUUGUAGGAAGUUUAUUGCAGGAGGAGUAUGCAAGUCUGCCGCGAAGCUCAAUGGGAAGGUUGUUGUGAUCACAGGGGCCAACACCGGCAUUGGGAAGGAAACUGCCCGAGACCUUGCAGGAAGAGGCAAGUUGCUUAUCCCCACCCACCAGCAGUUUUCUCCUGUGACAAGCCUUUCACAAGGCAUGCAGGAGGGAUAAUAAAAAGGGCAGUCCUAACCAUGUAUUAAAUUCAAUGGGGCUUACUACCUGGUUUGUGCAAUUAGGCUUGCAGCCUUGAGCACUAUCUGUGCUGAAGAUUUAAUUUGGCCAGAACACCUUGUUCUCAUGUUUUCUGGUGUGAUGUGGGAAGCCUUGGGAGACAAACACAUGAGGCGUUCCCAAAGUAAAGGAAGGAUUGAACUCUGAUUAAUAAGAAUACACACAGAGGCUUGAACCAGCAAGACCCUGGGAAGGGUGCGUAUAAUAAUCUCUCCCUCCACUCCUUGGCCCAGGUCGUUUUAUUCACAAAAGAACUUUUUACAGAGUGUUCGUAAGAACCAAUCAGAUUUCUUCUGAGCAUUUCAACAAACCCCACGUGGGGACAAAGUUAAACUACCAAAACUAAUUAAGCAUGCACUUCUGGGGUAAAUAAAGAACAGAACUACAAAGGAGUGCAUUUGGCAACCCCGGAGGUGAUAAACAAGCAAUAUACAUGAUAAGAAGGAUGGCCUGGAGGACAGCAAUCAUUAUCACCUUCAGGUGAGAUCUGCUUCCUGGCCCCAAAAUUAACAUCCUAAGAUUAACAUAUCAGAAAAGCUACAUCAAAGAAACUGCCCACUGUCUUUGAUGACCCAGGACACCUGCCUGUCUAAGUGUGUGCGUGACUUGUCAAACAAGAGAAAUGGGCAGUAGAGGAAAUGGCUAGAGAUGCAGAGGGUUGUGGGAUUUGAUCAGAAAUUAUUGUCAAUGUAUCCAACCCAGUCAACACAAUGCAUUCAUCGUGGACACAAUGGCUUGAUGCAUAUUUUAUAUUUCCUCAUAGUAAUCCCACCUGACCCCACACUCUGGAUAUUUGCACUCCUACAAACACAGCCUUCCAAGGCUUUAUAACUGGCCCUCGGGACUCUUCCCCAUGCCCUUCACCAGCCCUUGAGGUGAAAUGUGCCCUUCUAUCCUUGAGACACAACACUUGAGACUAUGUAUAUAUUGUAGCCUUCCUUGAUAGAAAAUCAUAGAAUCAUAGAAUCAUAGAGUUGGAAGAGACCACAAGGGCCAUCGAGUCCAACCCCCUGCCAAGCAGGAAACACCAUCAGAGCACUCCUGACAUAUGGUUGUCAAGCCUCUGCUUAAAGACCUCCAAAGAAGGAGACUCCACCACACUCCUUGGCAGCAAAUUCCACUGUCGAACAGCUCUUACUGUCAGGAAGUUCUUCCUAAUGUUUAGGUGGAAUCUUCUUUCUUGUAGUUUGGAUCCAUUGCUCCGUGUCCGCUUCUCUGGAGCAGCAGAAAACAACCUUUCUCCCUCCUCUAUGUGACAUCCUUUUAUAUAUUUGAACAUGGCUAUCAUAUCACCCCUUAACCUCCUCUUCUCCAGGCUAAACAUGCCCAGCUCCCUUAGCCGUUCCUCAUAAGGCAUCGUUUCCAGGCCUUUGACCAUUUUGGUUGCCCUCCUCUGGACACGUUCCAGUUUGUCAGUGUCCUUCUUGAACUGUGGUGCCCAGAACUGGACACAGUACUCCAGGUGAGGUCUGACCAGAGCAGAAUACAGUGGCACUAUUACUUCACUUGAUCUAGAUGCUAUGCUCCUAUUGAUGCAGCCCAGAAUUGCAUUGGCUUUUUUAGCUGCCGCGUCACACUGUUGGCUCAUGUCAAGUUUGUGGUCAACCAAGACUCCUAGAUCCUUUUCACAUGUACUGCUCUCAAGCCAGGUGUCACCCAUCUUGUAUUUGCGCCUCUCAUUUUUUUGCCCAAGUGCAAUACUUUACAUUUCUCCCUGUUAAAAUUCAUCUUGUUUGUUUUGGCCCAGUUCUCUAAUCUGUCAAGGUCGUUUUGAAGUGUGAUCCUGUCCUCUGGGGUGUUAGCCACCCCUCCCAGUUUGGUGUCAUCUGCAAAUUUGAUCAGGAUGCCCUUGAGUCCAUCAUCCAAGUCGUUGAUAAAGAUGUUGAAUAAGACGGGGCCCAAGACAGAACCCUGUGGCACCCCACUAGUCACUCUUCUUCAGGAUGAAGAGGAACCAUUGAUGAGCACCCUUUGGGUUCGGUCAGUCAGCCAGUUACAAAUCCACUGAGUGGUAGCAUAGUCAAGACCACAUUUUACCAGCUUCUUUACAAGAAUAUCAUGAGGCACCUUGUCAAAUGCCUUGCUGAAAUCAAGGUAGGCUACAUCCACUGCGCUCCCUUCAUCUACCAGACUUGUAAUUCUGUCAAAACGAGAUCAGGUUAGUCUGACAUGACUUAUUUUUCAGAAAUCCAUGCUGACUAUUGGUGAUCACAGCAUUCCUUUCUAGGUGCUCACAGACUGUUUGCUUAAUGAUCUGCUCCAGAAUCUUCCCUGGCAUUGAUGUCAGACUGACUGGGCGGUAAUUAUUUGGGUCCUCUCUUUUCCCCUUUUUGAAAAUAGGGACAACAUUUGCCCUCCUCCAGUCUGCCGGGACUUCGCCUGUUCUCCAGGAAUUCUCAAAGAUGACUGCCAGUGGUUCUGAGAUCACAUCUGCCAGUUCUUUUAAUACUCUUGGAUGCAGUUCAUCUGGCCCUGGAGACUUGAAUACAUCUAAACUAGCCAAGUAUUCUUGUACUAUCUCCUUAGUUAUUCUGGGCUGUGUUUCCUUUGCUGAAUCAUUUGCUCCAAAUUCUUCAGGUCGGGCAUUGUUUUCUUUAUCGGAGAAGACUGAGGCAAAGAAGGCAUUGAGGAGUUCAGCCCUUUCUGUGUCCCCUGUUUGCAUUUCACCAUCUUCUCCUCUGAGUGACCCCACUGUUUCUUUGUUCUUCCUUUUGCUACGAACAUACCCAUAAAAGGCUUUUUGUUGCUUUUAACCUCUCUAGCAAGCCUGAGUUCAUUCUGUGCUUUAGCUUUUCUGACUUUGUGUCUACACAUGCUGGCUAUUUGUUUGAAUUCCUCUUUGGUGGUUUCCCCCUUUUCCAUUUUUGUACACAUCCUUUUUUUAAUCUUAACUCAGUUAAAAGUUCUUUAGAUAGCCACCCUGGCUUCUUUAGGCACCUUCCAUGUUUCCGUCUUAUUGGUAUUGCCUGACGUUGUGCUUUUACUAUCUCCCUCUUAACAAACUCCCAGCCAUCAUGAACUCCCUUUCCUUUUAGUAUUACUGUCCAUGGGAUCUCACCCAGCACUUCCCUAAGUUUUAUGAAGUCAGCUUUCUUAAAGUCAAGAAAUUGAGUCCUAGUAUGCUUGGCUGCUCCUUUCCGCUGUAUAGUAAACUUCAGAAGAGCAUGAUCACUCGAGCCUAAUGAUCCUUCCACUUCUACCCCACUAACCAGGUCAUCAACAUUGGUUAGGACCAGAUCUAAAAUGGCUGUUCCUCUUGUUGCUUCUCCCACUUUCUGGACAAUGAAGUUGUCUGCAAGGCCAGUGAGGAAUCUGUUUGACCUUAUGCUCUUGGCUGAGUUUGACAUCCAACAAAUAUCCGGGUAAUUGAAGUCCCCCAUUACUACUAUCUCCCUUCCUUUUGCAUGCUUGGCCAUCUGUUCCAGGAAGGCAUCAUCUAUGUCCUCCGUUUGGCUUGGGGAUCUAUAGUAAACUCCCACAAUGAGGUCACUGUUAUUCUUCUCUCCCUUAAUUUUGACCCAAAUGCUCUCACUUUGGCUUUGAGGUUCUAAAUCUUGGAUCUCUUCACAGGUAUACACAUCCCUGACAUAUAACACCACUCCUCCUCCUUUCUUGUCUGGUCUGUUUCUCUGAAAUAGAUUGUAUCCCCCCCAUUAUUACAUUCCAAUCGUGGGACUUAUCCCACCAGGUUUCAGUGAUGCCUAUUAUGUCAUAUUUAGUUUGCUGUACCAAGAGCUCACGCUCAUCUUGUUUAUUUCCCAUGCUUUGCGCAUUAGUGUACAGACAUUGAAGUCCAUUAAUCAUUCCCCCGUGUCUCUUAUUUAAGGAUUUUUCCUCCCACCACUAGGUCUGCGUGCUGUUUGCUCCAUUUGGUCUAUGACAUUUGGAUGAUCAUCUUCAUCAAUUGAUAGACUCCUACCUUCAGGAGCACUGUCUCCCUCCCCCACAUUAGUCAGUUUAAAGCCCUCCUGAUGAGGUUUCUGAGAUUUUUGGCAAAAACAUUUCUCCCAACCGUUGUGAAUUUUAUCCCUUUUCCAUGAAGCACAACCAGUAUUUAGCUGAGAUCCAGUGUGGGAAGGAAUGGGACUUAACAGCCAUUUUGUGCUUAGUUUAGUUUAGUAAAAUGGUUGCUGUUUGGUUUUAGAGGCUGUUCUGUACAGGAGUGCCAAAGGUUUGGCCUUCAGAUUUGGCAGUAAAGGAGAAAUAGAAACAUAACCAGGAAUUAGCUCUUCCUCUGAUUGACUAGAUGUUAAAAAGUUAAGGGGGACAACCCAGAAACUGAACUGAGGUUACAAAUGGCAAAGUAUUGGCUUUGUGAGGGGGGACGCUAGAAUAGGUAUAGCUGUUUAUUUUUAUUUGCUCUUAUAGGUAACCCCGCCCCCCAUUGUAAAACAAGGCUCCCCUCCUUAAAAUAGUUUGCACAAAAACUGUUUCCUUCACCCUACUAAAGCUGUAAAUUAAUAGUUUGUUUUGGAACAAGUUGGUCCGAAGCCUUCUUAUUCCCUUAUAUUCUGCCUUUCUCAAGGCGACUCACAGCAUAGAUUUGAAUAGAUAUGACAAAGAACAUACAAUAAAUAUAACUAUUAAAAAGCAAGUAAAUAACCCUAUAAAACAACACUGAAAACCAUUAAACACACAUAAAGUACAACACCCACCCUCAGAGGUGCGACUGACUGGCUAGAGAUCUGAACAAAUGGCAUCAUUUUAUUGCUGGUCCUGUUCAACAUAAUAUUGAAAAUCUGUUGCAAUUCUAAGGAUGGGACUUGAGUCAUUUACCUGGAACCUCUUUGAGCCACAUAGUUUCUACUUUCUGUACCCCUUUGUGUUGUUCAUUAAUUCCCUGCUUUUCCUUUUUGCAGGUGCCAAAGUCAUCCUUGCCUGCAGAGAUAUGGCAAAGGCAGAAACAGCAGCCUGUGAAAUUCGGACCACGACAGGGAAUCAGCAGGUUACGGCAAAGAAACUGGACUUGGCAGACACCAAGUCGAUUCGAGAAUUUGCUGAGAAUUUCCUCAAAGGUACGUUUGAGACUCCUUGGUUGUGUUUGCAUGUAAUGCUAAGCCAAAGUAUGGCUUGGCAAGAAUGAACAAGCAUGGAAUAAAAAAUGUGAGCCCUUUGCUCCUUCCCUGGUCCUCCUGCUGCUGUACUAACUAGAGCAAAGCCAUAAUUGUGUUAUGUCCAAACCUGGUUUUGUGGUUUAUUGGCAGCUCUGACUUAUCAAACCGAGAUUAAGAUUCUCACACUCUACUAACUGUUUCAACCCUUAUUUGAAAUCAGUUGCUUUUCUUCAAAUAUUUUGCUUCACUGUGUAUGAUACAUGAGCCCAGCAUAAAAACAUUUCUCUGGUUGUUCAGAGACUUGGAAUCCAGCAGCACAAUCCUAUGCAAGUUAUGUUGAGUCUAAUGGGACUUAACACCCAGGUAAAAAUGUAUAGGAUUUCAGUCUUACCAUGACAUCUGACACUGUAAAACAAGACUGUUAGGUUUGGGGUAAUCAGAAAUUCAGUUUGCCUGUGACUGGAAAUAAAACUUACUAUAUUGCAUCAGGCCACCAUUCAAAGUUAUUGCACAACCUGUCCUCGUACAUGUAGACCCAUGCUCUGAGGCAGUCUGCAAGACUAAUGAAUCAUGGGAGAAACUGCAAAACAGGAGUUAAGCUGACAGCCAUGAGGCAGAACGUGUUGUGCUGUCACUAGGGUUUUAACUUGGUUUUCCUAUUUCAUAGUGUGCCCUGCAUGUGCUUUCUUGUAGAGGAGAAAGAACUCCAUAUCCUCAUUAACAACGCAGGGGUUAUGCUGUGCCCCUACUCCAAGACAGCUGAUGGCUUUGAGAUGCAUCUAGGAGUCAACCACCUGGGUAAGGUCCUGAGGUGUGGGUUGGGUGAAUGGGUUUGCCCUUUUUACAUUAAUAAUGUUUUGGAAUGUUUCUAGUUGGCUAACAGUACUGUCAUAUCUCGCCAGGUCCCAUGCACUACUAAAGAUUAAGUUAAGGUUUGAUUUCCCUCUGGUUGGUUCCAUCACCAACUGUUCCAGGACACACACCCAUUUAGGGUAUCUAGAAAUUUUACCUCUUUGUCAUGACUUGAACAUACAUUUACCCCAUUGUAUGUGUGAUGGGAGCAGAAAUUGCCUGUUAUAAUUACUAAAAUACUUUGUCCCUGAUUUCAUACUCCCAUCACCUUGAGCAUUUUGGUUACACUGUUACAUCCCCAGUCCUAAAUAACUUUUGGGACCUGGUAUUGCCACCCACAGAACUUCUCUGGAGGAAUCUCCGUCUUUGGGGAUUUUUACUUCAUUUGGCUUUGUGUCCUGUUUGUCAUACCGAGUGACAUUCCUGUAACAUUAAAAAGAGUUUUUGCUGCAUCCUGGGUAGAAUUGCAUCCAAAGCUUCCUUCGCCAUUUCUCUUCCAGGGCACUUCCUUUUAACGUUCCUGUUGAUAGACUGCCUGAAGCAGUCUGCACCAGCACGCAUAGUCAAUGUAUCCUCACUGGCUCAUCAUGGUGGGAGGAUUCGCUUCCAUGACCUCCAGGGCGAGAAGUCCUACAAUCGGGGCCUGGCAUACUGUCAUAGCAAACUGGCCAAUAUUCUCUUUACCCGGGAGUUGGCCAGACGACUGCAAGGUGAGCUGGAAGCAUGUAGCGGCCUCUUGUUCAGAAUCUCAUCUUAAAAAGAGCUUAGUGUGACUUUGUAUGGUGGGAAACUGGGAUUGUUUUGGGGAGGAGGGAGGUUUAAAAGAGCGACCUUUGCAGAUGAUGUCUCAGUUUUCUUAAAUAUUUGUUCAAGGAUCUGGACAGACAGUGCAGAUUGUGAGCUGAAAUCAAAGGGAAGACAUACUGCAGCAAUCUAUAGGUGCUCUAUAGUUGCAGUCCUAAGUACACUUGAGUUUUAUUUAUGUACUUGUUUCUUUGUGCAAACAAAUGCACUGUAUAAAAUUCAAGGUGACAGAGCCCUCCAAGGCCAACUGGGAGCUGAUGUUACGUCUGCUCCCUAGCCUGAGUUCUCUCACUUCUGCCUGCCUUCAGAGCACACAGGUCUUCAACAGCCCCAGGAAGGUGGGGGAGAAGCUGCCCAACAUCUCUGUCUGGCUGUUGAUGGUUGUAUCAGAAGCUGAUGCUGUGUGCUUCCUGGCUUGGCCACCCAGAGCUCUCAUAGCUCCCAGUACGUUUCUGAGCACAAUUCAAAGUGUUGGUGCUGACCUUUAAAGCCCUAAACAGCCUCGGUCCAGUAUACCUGAAGGAGCGUCUGCACCUCCAUCGUUCUGCCCGGACACUGAGGUCCAGCGCCGAGGGCCUUCUGGCAGUUCCCUCGCUGCGAGAAGCCAAGUCACAGGGAACCAGGCAGAGGGCCUUCUUGGUAGUGGCGCCCGCCCUGUGGAACGCCCUCACACCAGAUGUCAAAGAGAAAAAUAACUACCAAACUACUUUUAGAAGACAUCUAAAGGCAGCCCUGUUUAGGGAAGCUUUUAAUGUUUAAUAGGUUAUUGUAUUUUAGUGUUUUGUUGGAAGCUGCCCAGAGUGGCUGGGGAAACCCAGCCAGAUGGGCGGGGUAUAAAUAAUAAAUUAUUAUUGUUAUUGCUGUUGUUGGAUUGCAGUCAUAUGGAACACAUUGGACUUAAUCCCAGUCAAUGAUUGAUGGGAUUGAACUGCACCUUCAAAAAGACAGCAGCACAUUUUGGCACCAGGGACUUUUUGGCAAAGGCUCUACCCACUAAAUAGUUCCAAGGAAGUAUACCUUAGGGUUGUACCUGGUGUGUGUGUGUGCUUGUUUGGUUUCAGGAGCAAGCGACAGCCAGUGGCAAUAGAUUGUGUGUCAUAUCAGUACCGUUAAAAGUACCUUUUCAUAUAGACACAUGAGAAAUACUUGUGUUUUCAUUUCCAGGUGCAAACUAAUCUUAUUUGUUCUGUGGCAAUUCAGACAAACAAAAGAAGGGAUCCAUUUGCUUUUUAUGUUGGUUUAUGUGCCUGCUUCCAAAAUGCUUUUCUAAAGCACACAUGAUUCCUCCCUUGUAGGCACUGGCGUCACUGUAAAUGUCCUGCAUCCUGGAACAGUCUCUUCUGAAUUAUCCCGCCAUUCAACUAUAUUAGAUACUGUAUGGAAAAGGUCGUCUUUCUUCUUGAAGACACCGGUGGAAGGAGCCCAAACCAGUGUGUAUUGUGCAGUGGCAGAGGAGCUGGAAUCAGUGAGUGGGAAGUAUUUCAGGUGAGUUGAGGCUGUGGAAGAAUUGGCAUUGGGUUGCAGAGUGGGGAAACAAUGGUUUAAUCCAGAUCUCAAGGAUGUCUUCAGGGCUAAGCAACGGCACGAGGCUUGGGAGAACAGUGUCAACAGAAUGAGUCAGAUUGCAACCAGAACAAGCUGGACUCCUUUUGAGCCACAGAAAAUGCAAAAAAUUACCUGCCAGGGAUGGAUUUUUCUAAUGCCUACAUCUCUUGUAGAGAAGGGAGGGCCCCAGUCUAGCUGUGUGCAUGAUAGUAGACUGCUAGCAGUUAGCAGUAUCAUAUGGGCAGCACCAACUUUCUCUUGGGAAGGGCUGGACGUCCAAAACUGGCACCCUUGCCUAAAUGAAUGGUGAUCUCAGAGCCAUUGUUGACCAUGUGUUCUGCACUACAUCUGUGCUUAACCCAGCUUUGCCCAACCUGGUGCUCUUGAGUUGGUGUUAAGACUCCCAGUUUCCACCAGCCCCAGUCAGCAUAGCGAAUGGUCAGGGAUGCUGGGAGUUGUAGUCUACUAUCAUUUGGAAGGCUGCAGGUUGGGAAAGACUGCUCUAACCAGUGAUGCUGGUAGCGAUCCAUAUUUGGGAGCUAUGUGUACAGCCCUCCCUGCCCUGGGUUCUUAAUGUAGCUGGGGAUAUGUAGCCCAAAGGCAUUUGCUUCAUGCUUGUUAAAUCAGGCUGGCUGAGAAAUUCCAUCAUAGUAUUGGGUAUUAAGGUGUGUGAUGUCUCAGCUCUUCAAAAGGUAGAGGUAGGUUCUAAUGCAGCAUGGAGAUGCUAAGAUACCACUGAGCUGAAUACAUAGCAGCUACACCAACUGUUACAUUUGCAGGAAGUAGAGGCUGCAUUUAGGGAAAGUGCAGGCUGCUAUAAACUUGUGCCAGCAGAUAAGAAGACUCAAGCGAUGGAGACUUGAGCAUGUAUUUUCACAUACCUGCUUCCCUAAACUGCUCCAAUUCAGACUGUAGGUGGGAGCUGACUGUUUUGUUCCCACUCCUCAUAAAAUCACUCCGCACAUAGGGAGAUGAGAAGGGUUCUAACCUGAUGGUUUUGUGUUUUUUCAUAUUUGCUAACCCCAGCUUUCAAUUAUGCCAUCCUGAAUUCCUAAUAGAAACUUUCCUUUAUGUGACAGUGACUGCAAACCAGCAUAUGUAUCUCCUCAAGGACGCAAUGAAGAAACAGCGAAGAAGCUGUGGGACGUCAGCUGUGAACUAUUGGGCAUCCAUUGGGACUGA